AUGAUUCACUUCGUCCUCCUCAUUAGCCGGCAAGGGAAGGUCAGGCUGGCCAAAUGGUAUUCCGCUUAUUCUCAAAAAGAACGGACGAAGAUCACGCGGGAGCUGUCAGGAACAAUACUCAGCAGGCCGGCUAAGCUAUGCAAUUUCGUGGAUUGGCGGGGUUACAAGGUUGUCUACAAGCGGUACGCGAGCCUGUACUUCUGCAUGUGCGUGGACAUCAACGACAACGAGCUGGAGACCCUCGAGAUCAUCCACCACUACGUCGAGGUGCUCGACCGCUACUUCACCAACGUCUGCGAGCUUGAUCUCAUCUUCAACUUCCACAAGGCAUACUAUAUACUAGAUGAAAUCCUCAUAGCAGGAGAGCUACAAGAGUCGAGCAAGAAGUCGGUUGCAAGAGUGAUAGCGGCUCAGGACACAUUGGUGGAGACAGCAAAGGAGCAGGGCGGUAGUUUGUCCUCCAUCAUUGCUCAAGCAACACACGGCGGCGGUGCAGCGGCAAGCGGAAGGGGCAUUUACUCGGCGGUGAAAUUCGUGUACGAGUACGAAACUGUUCGGGGGAGCGGAUAUGACACGGGCGACCUUGACGAGGCGAGGGGAUCGGAGCAGAGAGAGGUGACGGGGAGGGGUGAUGCGGAGCACGGGGGUAAAGAGGAGGUUAGAGGUGCGGCAGAGGGGCGAGCAGGGCAGGAAGCGAGCAACGGUGCGGAGUGGCAUGGGAGGAAGGGGCGUGGUGUGUGGUUGAGGCUGGCGUGCGGAUCCGCGCGAGCUCAAGGUCGGGGGGGCGGGAAAGGUGCUGCUGGUGUGCAUGCAGGAACAGGCGGCCACAGAGGCCUCGGGUACGGGUCUCACAGGGCGGAGGUAUCGAGUGGUGCCUGGGGGGGCGAGGGUGAAGCGAGGACGUUCAGGCUGGGCGGCGUGCUGCGAGGGGACGGCGAGGGUGGGGAGCAGGCGGAGAAAGGCGCGCUCGCAAGGGAUGGGGAAGAAGGAACGGACGGAAGGGAUGGCAAGGAGAGGGGGGUGGAAGGGAAGGAAGAGGACGAGGCGAUGGUGGUGGAGGAGAAAGUGCAGGGCGGCAAAGGAGGUCUUGGGACGACGGCUGUAUUAAGUGGCGCACAGGUGGGAGGGGGCAGCAGCGGCGCGGAGAGGGAGGUGGCGGGUGAGGUGGAGCGCGGGCGUGCCAAGAGUGAGGCGGGGGAGGCAGCUGUGCCUGAGGCGACUGUGGGAGCAGAGGAGGGCAGGGCGGUGGCGGUGCUGCCUGUGUUCUUCGACAGGGGAGGCUCCUCCACUGGGUGUGCAGCUACUGGGUCAGGUGCUGGGGCAGGCUCUGCUGCAGGAACGUGCGAGGUGCUGCCUGUGGUGGAAGAGAGGGUGGGGCUUCUACCUGUUUUGGAUGACAGGCAAAAGCGCUUGCCUCUGUCCGCGGGAGCAGCGGAAGUGACGUGUUCUGCAGACGUGGCAGUGCGGUUUGAGAGGCUCCACGUGGGCGUGGAGGCCAUAGGGUCGGGCGAGGUGGUUGGGGGGGCGGAGGGAGGAGCGGAGGGUGAGGAGAGGGAGCGGCGAGACGGCAGAGGAAUGCAAAAAGGAAGGAGAGGAGGGGAGGGGGCGGAAGGUGAAGGGGAGGAGGGGGAUGCAGACAAGUGUGAAUGGAAGCGCGAAGGGGAGGAGGAAGAAGAGAAUGAGGAGGACGAGGAGGAGGAAGAGAGUGAGGAAGAGGAAGGGGAGAGCUCGGAGGGCAUGGAGGAGGAGUUGGGCGAGGAGUGGGAGAGGGAGCUUGAGGCGGCUUACCAGCGGGAGCUGGCUCGCCGGCAGUCAGGCAAGGGCAAGGGCGCGGCCUCUGCGGCUCCUGCUCCCCCCUGCCCCGCCUCUGCUGCUCCUGUUGCACGGGGCACUGCGCCCCUGGGGCGAGGCAGAGGGCGGGCAGCGGGAGGCAGGAGUGCGGGGAGAGGAGGGGGGGCAGGGAGAGGCGGGAGGGCAGGGAGAGGCGGGAGGGCAGGGCACGCGGCAGCUGGAAGGGGGAGUGUGGAGGAAGGAGGAGCAGGAGCAGGAGCAGGAGCAAGAAGGGUGCGGAGGGCAGUGGUGGCAGAGGGGGGAUGGGGCGUGGCGGCGGGCAGCAGGAAGGGGCGCAGGAAGCAGGCGAGGGAGCUGAAGCGCAUGCAGCGAGCGGUGGGAUUCAACCCGGACGCUGCUGACGUGGACCUCAUGCUCCUCAACCAGGGCAUGCAGCAGGUGGCGGUGGGGCGAGUGGACGUCUUUGCGUCGCCACCAUUGACACAGCACCAGUUCUCCAUGGUGCAAGCCAUGGCACGUUCAUACCGCCUGACCUCCAUGGUGCAGCAGAGCGGCAAGAGAAAGAUGCUGCUAUUUCGGUCAGGGCGGCACACGGCAGUGCCACAGGGCGAGGACAUGACUCGACUGGAAGAGCUACCAUCUCUGUGCCUUCCUUUCGGCCCCGCCUACCAGAUUCUCGGGCGCUUCAACCUUGCCAGAGCCGCUGCUGCUGAGUGUGGUGGUGGGAGCAGCAGGCAGGGGCAGCGGGGAGCGAGGAAGGGCGGGGACUACAGAGAGCGACAGCUGGCACAGUACAUGGAGGACAUGGAUGUGGUGCAUGGGGUCGCUGAGAUGGAGGAGAUGAUGCUGAUGAUGGGGAGUGAUGAUGACAGUGAUGAGGAUGCUGACGAGGAGGAUGAGGAGGAGGAGGGGGAUGAAGAUGAGAGUGGGGAGGACGAGAGCGAAGGGAGUGAGAGUGAGGGGAGUGAUGGGAGUGAGGAGGUGAGCCGUGUGUCGCGCAAGCAGCGCAGGGCACAGGCCCAGGCACGGCUGAUGCAGGCACUGGGGGAGCGCAUGCAGCGAGACAAGGCGGCGCGGAAGAGGGAGCUCCGGGAGAAGGCACGGGGGGAAAAGGGGCGGAGGGGAAGGGAGAGAGCGCUUAGCGGAGAGGAGGAGACCCUGUGGAGGAGGAAGGGAGGAGGGUUGGUGCAAGCUGGAGGAGGUAGUGGGAGGCGGGGCGUGAGGGAGGGGCGGGUGGGUGGUGGGUCAGGGAGACAGGGGUAUGCGUCGAACCCUGUGGUGUUUGUGUCACGGGGUAUCAUGGCCACCGAUGUGCUUGUAACAGAUGAGGGCGACCAGGAGGUGACUGAGGUGAGUGUGACUGUACAGAGCGUGCAACAACCAACCUCAGAAGUAGAGGAGGCUUCAGAGGGUUUGAUGAAUGAGGAAGGUUCAGAAAGGGGUGUGGCUGUAGCCGGUGGUGUGAGUACCACAGGUGGCGUGGUGGGUGUUAGGGCAUUAGAUGCUGUUGCAGUUGCCAGUGCAGGGGGCUCUGUUUCGGUGCGGGAGCUGGGACAGGCAGCUGGCAAGGCCACCGAUCAGGAGAGGAAAAAUGUACACAGCAGAGGCUGGGCAAAGGGUGGUGGGGAUGGCAGCAGAGAGGCUAGACUAGGGCAAGGAGGGCGAGGUGGCAGGGGUAGUACAAAGAGGGGAGAAAGGGGAGGAAGUGAAGAAGUUAUGGGUGGCAGGAGCAGUUCGGGCAGCUGUGGUGUGGCAGCAGAUUUUGCAAGUUUUGAGGCGCACACGAGGGGGUUCGGGUCGCGCAUGAUGGCGCAAAUGGGUUUCCGCAUUGGCUCUGGCCUUGGAAAGGACAAGCAGGGAAUCUCCGAGCCUGUGCAAGCUGAGCUUCGCCCCAAGGGCCUUGGACUUGGGCCGGCAGGGGCGUACAGGAGGAUGGGUGCAAGUGAGGACGGAGCAGCAUUGCUGGGGUGCCACAAGGCUGGGGUUAGUGAUGCGGGCCCUGCUGCUGCUUCCUCUGCUGCACUGCCCGCAGCACGAUUGGGUCACGGGCAGGGCAGUGAGGGCGUCAAUGAUGGGGGGGUUGCAGGAGGCAGCGGGAAGGGAGGAUUGGGUGGGCUCUCGUGUGUGCGGGAGUUCUCCUUCCAAGAAAUGGCUCUCGCAACCAACAACUUCCACGAGUCGUCAGUCCUGGGAGAGGGCGGCUUCGGACGAGUCUACUGCGGCACCAUCCCUCCCCCACCGCACUCCACCCCCUCCUCCCCUGCUGCUCCUAUCGAAGUAGCAAUAAAGAGGAUGGACCGCGGUGGGCGGCAGGGCGACAGAGAGUUCCUAGUGGAAGUAGAGGUGCUAUCUCGCCUGCACCACCGGCACUUGGUUAAACUUCUAGGCUACUGUGUAUCACCGGGCGAGCACAUGCUGUGCUACGAGCUGCUAACCAACGGCAGUCUGCACUCGUGGCUGCACGGCCCCCACUCCCACCGCGCCUUCCUCGACUGGCCCGCGCGGGUCAGCAUAGCAGUGGGGGCGGCGCGGGGGUUGGCGUAUCUGCACGAGGGGUCGCAGCCGGCCGUGAUUCAUCGCGACUUAAAGCCGUCCAACAUCCUGCUGGACGCGUGCAUGAGCCCCAAGCUCGCUGACUUUGGGCUUGCUAAGGCGGCGCCUCAGGGGGUGGAUGAGCACGUGUCCACCCGCGUCAUGGGCACCUUUGGGUACGUGGCGCCGGAGUAUGCAAUGACGGGGCAUCUGAUGGUGCCCAGCGACGUGUACAGCUUCGGGGUCGUGCUGCUGGAGCUGCUGUCCGGCCGCAAGGCCGUUGACACCUCCAGGCCACUUGGCCAGGAGAGCCUCGUGCUCUGGGCCCGUCCACUCCUCGCCAAGCCCUCCCGCUACCGCCACCUGCUGGACCCUCGCCUGCUGGCGUGCCCGUCACCGCCCCACCCUGCUGCGCUGCACACCGUGGCAGCACUCGCCCAUGCGUGCGUCCACAGCGACCCCGCCGCCCGGCCCCCCAUGAGCACCGUCGUCGAGUUGCUGCGCCGCGCACAACAGACAAGCAACGCCGACCAGAAGCAGCCGUCGUUUGCAUUGCAGCUGUCGCUGGAUACACUGUGCAUGGCGUCGCCGUGUGUGGGAGAGCAGGGCGGACCGAUUAUGCCCUGUGGUUCCAACCCUGAUUCGUCCCUGGCGCCCCACAGCCCCCAGUGUGACUCCAGUGCUCCCACCGUGCCUGCAGUCUCCACCCCACCUGGCAGCGCCAGCACCCCGCCCUGCUUUUUCCCAGGGUCGUCCCUGAUGGAUAGCUCACAGGACACUCACAGCAGGAGUGGCAGGAACGGGAUAAGCAAUCAGGCUGCUGCCAACAGUAGGCGCAGCAACGGCAACCCCUCUGCUGCCAGAAGCAGAAGCAGCAGAAAUAGCGGAACCGGAGCGUGUCCCCUCCCCCCUGCUGGGUCUCAGCUUGCGCCUCGAGCUCACUGUGACUUGGGGAGGAGACAGCACAGAGACACAGGAGCAAUGCUGGAUGGAGCAGAGAUAUUUGAUCUGGAUUUGGAAGAUACCGCCACAUCAGCACCAACCCAUGCCAUGCUGGAGGGUGACCGUGGCCUGCACGCUGCAAGCAGUGCACAAAACGGAGUCUCAACCGCGGCAACAUUGGCACACUCCCCAGCACUGACUGGUGCUGUGCUUGCAGCUCAAGUGUCUGCCGUUGCCUCGUGCACCGUGCGUGCAGCUCCACAGGAAAGUCCAGCCAGUGUGAUUGAGCAAAAGGUUUCCUGUGUAGACAUCAAGCGCUCCAGAUGUCAGCCUGAUGACAAGGCUUCAUGCUUGUUCGAGACCUCUGCUGGACAAAGCAUUUUGUGA
Closterium sp. Yama58-4 is the source of this 5652-nucleotide messenger RNA. Lineage: Eukaryota; Viridiplantae; Streptophyta; Zygnematophyceae; Desmidiales; Closteriaceae. The record is from the annotation of a GenBank genome assembly.